Messenger RNA from Nicotiana tabacum (common tobacco), 1269 nucleotides. The record is from RefSeq and is a predicted model, not a curated record. NCBI's taxonomy places the organism in Eukaryota, Viridiplantae, Streptophyta, Magnoliopsida, Solanales, Solanaceae.
UUGGCAGUGUUGCUGAUGAUCCUUGUUUUGUUUCACACGCAGGUGUCCGGCAUUUUCUCCAAUUCCACAUUCAAGGUUUUCUCAGAUGCCUUAGCAAGUGGAGGAAUUAUUAAGGCCUUAUGUGUGCCUUCUGGGACAAAAAUUUAUUCAAAUACUUCUUUGAAGAAAGGCGACAUAUACAAAGAAGCAAUCAAAUCUGGGGCAAAGGGUUUGCCUUUUUUAAAGGUCUUGAAUGGUGGGAGCAUUGAAGGGAUUCCCCAGCUGGUCUCUAGUUUGGAUCCGGAAAAGAAAGAGGAAUUGCUGAAUCAGUUGUCUGCGGUACCAGAUGAUCUUAUCUUGUUUGCUGUUGGUCACUAUGCAGAAGUCAAUAAAACUUUGGAUCGUCUGAGAACAUAUGUAGCACACGAAUUGGGUUUAAUUGACAAUUCCAGGCAUUCAAUACUCUGGGUGACUGACUUUCCAAUGUUUGAGUGGAAUGAUUCAGAACAGAGAUUUGAGGCUUUGCAUCAUCCUUUCACCGCACCUAAUCCAGACGAUAUAAAUGACCUCUCCUCUGCCCGUGCCUUAGCUUAUGACAUGGUUUACAAUGGAGUUGAGAUUGGUGGAGGAAGCUUGAGAAUUUACAAGCGUGAAGUCCAAGAGAAGGUUCUCAAUAUUGUUGGCAUUUCCCGAGAACAGGCUGAAGCAAAAUUUGGCUAUCUUUUGGAGGCUCUGGACAUGGGUGCUCCUCCACACGGAGGAAUUGCUUAUGGGUUGGAUAGAUUGGUGAUGCUCUUGGCUGGCACUAAUUCCAUCAGGGAUGUUAUAGCUUUUCCAAAGACAACAACUGCUCAUUGUGCCCUUACUCGUUCACCAUCAGAGGUCGAUCCACAGCAGCUUAAAGAUCUUUCAUUACAGAAGAUGUAGGUUCUUGAUUUGUUUUUGAAAGUACUAUGUACCGGAAAAAUUGGUGGUGAAAAGGAGAUGUUGGCUAGCUGGGACAGGGGUAAAGUCCUGAGAUGUUAGAGGAAAUCCUGGGAUUAUGGCGACAUUGUUAUGCUAAACAAUUUAUUGCAAGUAGAAGAGGCGCCAUCGUUCCACACAGUUUUUCUUUGAAAUAUUACAUUGUAGCAGCAAAAUCAUUAGGUUCCAGUUUUCAUUGCUGAGAGUAAAGAUGUUACUCUGAUUUUCUGAUUGUCUGCUUUGUUGACAAUACUGAUAAAGGAAAGCGAGUCUUUUUAAUAAUGUAGAUAAUUAUUCGACCUUGGAAUAUUUGGUGAAGUUGACUUA